Molecule: messenger RNA, 377 nt
Organism: Blepharisma stoltei
Lineage: Eukaryota; Ciliophora; Heterotrichea; Heterotrichida; Blepharismidae
Source: the annotation of a GenBank genome assembly
AUGGGUGCUUGCUGCUCUGCUUUCUGCAAAGGCAUUGCAAUAUGCUGCAAAUAUAUAGAGGUUUCCUCUAUAUAGCGCUGAAAGCGCAGACAUUUUCCAGGAGCUUUCCAAGUUCGUCGGACCAAAUCGCUUUUUGGUCCGACCAAGGCAUUGAUUUGGUGCAACCAACCGAUAAAUUCCGAUCAGAAUUUAUCGGCCUUACAGCGCCAAACAUAGGAAACUUCUAUACUUAUAACGGAGUAGUUUAUUGCAAAAAUAAAGUCAAGGAUUGCUGCUCUCUGUGGUGGUAUCCAUUGAAAGAAAGAUGCUGUGCUUGCUGUGAUUGCUGUGAUAAAUAUAUGAAUCCCUAUAAAGAUGAAUCAUAUUCCACUAUAUAA